AUGUUAUAUACAAAAUUUGGUGCCCGUUUUGUAUUUUUGUCAGCUGGAAUACUUUCAACAAUAUCUACGGGAUUAUUACCUUUUGCUGCUUCUAAAGGAAUGAUUGAAUUUACAUUAAUUAGAUUAAUUCAGGGUUUUGCUUAUGGGGCUAAUUUUGCAGCUAUUGGGUUUGUUUGUCAACGUUGGGCUACUUUACAACAACAUGGAUUCUUUUUAGCUUGUAUGACUACAUUUAAUGGCCUUUCUGUUACUUUGACUAAUCCAGUUGCUGCAUUUAUAAGUUCUACUCCUUCAUUGGGUUGGAAUUGGGUCUAUUAUUUUCAAGCAUUAGUUUCCCCAAUAAUUUUCGGAUUAUGGCUAUUUCUUUACACUGACCAUCCUGAUACCCAUUCAUGUGUUAGUCAAAUUGAAAAGGAUAAAAUAUUAUCAGGCAAAACUGAGGCAGAAAUUGGACUUAGUGGAUUUAUGCCUUAUCGAGCAAUUUUAACAAAUAAAAUUGUGCUCGUUAUUUGGCUUAAUUCAUUUGCGGAUAUUAUCACAUCCGUAUUUUUAAUUACGUAUUUGCCUACUUAUAUUUCUAAAGUUCUUCGUUAUGGUGUUAGAGAAACUGGGAUUUGUAGUGCUUUACCCGCACUUUUACAUCUUCCUGUUAAACUUAUUUCUGGAUGGCUAUCUGACAAUAUGAGGUAA
Molecule: messenger RNA, 690 nt
Organism: Meloidogyne enterolobii
Lineage: Eukaryota; Metazoa; Nematoda; Chromadorea; Rhabditida; Meloidogynidae
Source: the annotation of a GenBank genome assembly